This is a messenger RNA of Saccostrea cuccullata (small rock oyster), 1564 nucleotides long. RefSeq lists its product as uncharacterized. The transcript has 5 exons. The record is from RefSeq and is a predicted model, not a curated record. Bases 50 to 1090 code for a protein of 346 amino acids. NCBI's taxonomy places the organism in Eukaryota, Metazoa, Mollusca, Bivalvia, Ostreida, Ostreidae.
UCCUAAAAAAGAUCAUAAGAUGUGAAAUCACUUUUUAUGAUUUAUCAGCAUGCCAUCCAAUGAGGAUUUCUCUGUGAGUAUUUUGGUGGGUGACACAGUCCUACCGGAAUACGUCCGUGGUGGGGUGUGUUAUGUAGAGUGUGAUUUCUUCUCCCCCUUCAGCUUUAAACAGAAAACAGAGGAAAGGGUUGGAGAUGAAAUAGAAACUCAGGAACAGCCAGUGACACCAUUUUCCAUUUGUAUAUCAGCAAAACCAGGACACAGAUCUUACCAUCAUUUCUACUACAGGGUGUUCAUUGACGGACAGAAAGUUACGUCACGGAGCAUUCAACAGGGAGAGAAUAAGCUUAUUAAAGGCUUUCGAGAUGGAAUUAUGGUGAAAGAAUUUUUAUUCUCAAUGCCCAGUCUAAAGCAAUCACAGUCUGAGGCUCCAUCACCAGAUCGUGUGGGGUGGAUCGAUGUGGAGUGUUGGGAUGCCACCUUAAAGACAACAAAGACAUCAGUCAGAAAUCGCAAACUGGACUUUACCUCCGGCUCCAAAAAGGACAGCAUGAGAAUCACACAAGGCAAGUACCUGAUGACCACUACAAAGGCAGGCCGUGUCUUGCAGCUCAAGAACGCAUAUCGUUCCACAGACUACUGGGAUCUUCAUUCCCUCCGAAGUAAACUCUCCAUCAAAUACGUCACUGCUCAGGACCUGAGGGACAUGGGUAUAGCGGUGGUCCCUAUUCCCUACCCCUCACAUCUCCGCCACAGUCAAGGGAGGGAUCUGGGAGGACAGAGUGUUGAUUUAUCUCAAGGACUUGCCGGAACAGCUUACGACUCACAAGGAAGUAACGGAAAAGAGACCGGUGAAGAAAAAAUAAUUGUGGAUUCAAACAUUGUGACACUGGAUGGGAAUAAUGAUCCGGGAAUUUCAGAUAGGGUUAAGGAAGAUGUGGAAGUGAUGUCUCAGAGCAGUGGUUCUUCAGUUGAGAAUGUGAAAGUGAAGAAAGAGGCCACAUUUUUGGGAACAGACAUUGUGAUUGAUCUGUGUGAUUUAGACGAUCAUGAAGAUUUGACAACCAGCAAGGUUAUUGUGUUAGAUUGAAAAAUAAUUUAACACUGGUGUUAAUAGCAGACUCUGGAAUGACACAGAAUGUACAUGGACAAAGUGUUGCGUUGAACAAUAGUGUCAUAUUUUUUGGUUACAAAAAAUUCCAGUGUUGAUCUGGGUGACUUUGACAAUUAAUGAAGAUAGUUUGACUAUGGACAAUUAUUGUUUUAGCUGUUUAGACCGAAAAAGUAUUCACUGACAGUUGUUUUCAGACUCAAGAAAGUUACCAAAUGUCAAUGGAGAAAGUAUUGCAAUGACCCCGAUGAUGAAGAUUGUAAAUUAUACUUGUACUUAUGUUGCAAAUAAUUGUGUUUUGAGUUCAUGUCCAUUUGGACAAAGCAAUAUUUUUCACUAUGAUCCAGUGCAAAGUGAUGGAUCAGACUUGCAUGAUAAUUUUGUUGAGGAUUUUAUUUUUCAUCAUUUGAUACACAUAUUUUCCUGUAUUUGACAGCCAUUUUUUGUAUAAUU